AUGACGGCUGGCAAUGGAGUCAAAAUUACAACUUGGAAGGCAAUAAAAAAUGCGCCUUAUCCCGCCGAGGGUGCAGGAAACCAGACAUUCGGCUUCUACUCGCUAGUCGCGGCUGUCCUCGGAGGUCCACUCUUUCUCACGCUUUACUUUCAUCUAGGUUUUUGGAUCUGGCUUAUUAUUUUUGUCCCAGUCGGAGUGGCCAUCUUCUUGGGAUUCGUGUACCUCUCCUCCAGAUAUUCUUCUCCUUACAACAACAAGGUGGAGCUUCCGCGAAAGAAAGUUGAAGAAUAUUUGACGAUGAAAGAUGCAACCUUGGAAGAGUACACUGGUCGCAAAAAGAUUCCGAUGGAACUCUUCUUCGAAAGUUAUUUUGACGGAAAGAUUGAUCUAACCGGUGACGCUCUCGAGAUCCUUGAAGCUCGUCAUGAUUGGGCAUCCUUUGAAUUCUGCUUAGGUCAAGCCAAAUUUUUCUUGACCCAAUGGAUUCCCGAAACCGUGUGGCACUCCAAGAAGCAAGACGAAGAUCAAGUACGAGAUCAUUACGAUCGUGGAGAUGAUUUUUAUGCCGCAUUUUUGGGGCCAUCGAUGGUUUACACGUCAGGCGUCAUUUCCGAUCCGGAAAAAAACGAAACCUUGGAAGAACUUCAAGAAAAUAAACUUAAAUUUGUCUGCGAGGUAAUGAAGUUUAAGGCUGGUGAAAGGCAUCUGGAUAUCGGGUGUGGUUGGGGUACUCUUGUAGCGCACGCCGCCAAGCAUUAUGGAGUAGAUUCCACGGGAAUAACACUCGGAAAGAAUCAAACAGAAUUCGGUAACAAUCGCAUUAAAGAAUAUGGAGUUGAUGAAGGUCAAGCACGUAUACUUUGUAUGGAUUAUCGUGACAUUCCUAGUCGCCCAAGAUAUCACAAAAUCACAUGUCUCGAGAUGGCCGAGCACGUUGGCGUCCUACAUUUUCAGACCUUUCUUAAUCAAGUAAAAGAUAUGUUGGAGGAUGAUGGUCUGUUCUUUUUGCAGAUCGCUGGUCUUCGCCGCACCUGGCAAUAUGAGGACUUUAUAUGGGGGUUGUUUAUGGCCAAGUACAUCUUCCCUGGUGCCGAUGCCUCUUGCCCAUUAGCUUGGAUUAUCAAUCAAUUGGAGGUUGCGGGAUUUGAAGUAUUCAGAACUGAUACCGUUGGUGUUCACUAUUCUGGCACCAUCUAUCGUUGGUAUCAGAAUUGGUUAAAGAACAAGGAUUCGAUUAUCAAAAGUUAUGGAAAGAG
Molecule: messenger RNA, 1256 nt
Organism: Acaulospora morrowiae
Lineage: Eukaryota; Fungi; Glomeromycota; Glomeromycetes; Diversisporales; Acaulosporaceae
Source: the annotation of a GenBank genome assembly